This is a messenger RNA of Scomber japonicus (chub mackerel), 4688 nucleotides long. RefSeq names its product phosphatidylinositol 4,5-bisphosphate 3-kinase catalytic subunit gamma isoform. Gene Ontology annotation, cellular component: cytoplasm; plasma membrane; phosphatidylinositol 3-kinase complex, class IB. Gene Ontology annotation, molecular function: 1-phosphatidylinositol-3-kinase activity; 1-phosphatidylinositol-4-phosphate 3-kinase activity; G protein-coupled receptor activity. Bases 1 to 4653 code for a protein of 1550 amino acids. Lineage: Eukaryota; Metazoa; Chordata; Actinopteri; Scombriformes; Scombridae. The transcript has 14 exons. Gene Ontology annotation, biological process: G protein-coupled receptor signaling pathway; phosphatidylinositol-3-phosphate biosynthetic process; phosphatidylinositol-mediated signaling. The record is from RefSeq and is a predicted model, not a curated record.
AUGACGGCAAACAAUCGAACCGGACAAUGCAACUGGUUCACUGAGGAGAACCAAACUGAGCCGCACCUGGACGCUGACCACUGCCUUUUUCUAUCCGCACUGCCAUAUGGACAAGCAAUCCCAGUUCUCAUAUGUGUUUUUGUGUUGCUGACUCUCGUCUCGUUUCUGAUUAACGGGUUUAGUCUGUUCAGCCUCGGGUUUUCGGAUGAUCUCUCCUGGGAGCCGCGUUCCACUCUUCUUAAAAACCUCAUAUUGAGCGACCUUAUGCAGUCUUUCACCUUCGGUCCCGCUGUCAUCCACUCACUAGUCCAACGCCGGACGAUGGCUUUCAGCACCUGGUGUUACUUCCAGUACUUUGUAGGGACCACCAGCAUCUUCUCCAGCCUCGUCACCAUCACUUGCAUGGCACUGGAGCGCUACCUGUACGUGUGCCACGCCAUCCACUACUUGGUCAUCCUCACUCCUGUGCGCUUGCGGUUAGUCUUGAGCCUCAUUUGGGUUUACGCUAUGUCGAUCGGUGUCGUCAACAUCGUGUUGCUGCACAGCACAGGAACGGAACAUUAUGAUCAUUUCACCAGGGGGCUACUGUGCGAACCGGACACGAUGGAGCAGCAAAUGGGUUUCCCGCGCGCCUCUGCUGUCUAUCGGAAAAUCACGGGUACCUUUACUCUGCUGCUGUGCCUUCUGGUUUAUGCCUUCUCUUACACGAGGAUGUACCAAGCCGCGCGUAACGCAGUGAUGCCGUUCAACGCAGUCAACACCACAGCGCGUAAAACUGUGAUUUUCUACUGUGGCAUGCUGUUUCUGCAGUUAUUGCCGCUGCUGCUCAAAUCAACCUCAGACGUACUGUGGGAAGUCGAGGGGACCGUGGCUAUGGUGUCACUGUCCUCUCAAACUCAAGGCGUGCGUAAGGGGAAUGAGAUCCUCUCGGCAACGGCCGCCACGCUCCAUAUGUCCCUGCUGGUGAUGCUUAUAGUGCCACCGUGCAUCAACCCGCUGGUGUACGGGCUGAGGAACGCGGAGAUGAGAAUGGCGCUGCUCAAAUUGUUCCAGAGAUGGACUGAGACUAGAGGCGAGGGUGUGCGCAGAGUGGAGUGGAUAAGAGUUGGAAACAUCAUGCGUCAAAACCGAGCUCAAGCGGGUCCUUGGCUGGGCGGAGCCAGGGUGCCAGGUGAUGAGCUCAUUGGGAACACCUGGCCAGUGUUCCCCAAGUUACUUAAGCCGCCUGCCCAGAUGAUUUGUGUGCUGGUCUCUUCAGCCAACACCACCCUCAGUUUUGCUCACUUAAAAGUAGUGAUGGAUCCCACAUUGCUCCUGAAUCAACCAGUUGGUUCACGUGCUGGAGACAGUCUAUCAGGUAUAUUGACUCAAAGCUGCUCUGAGAACAACCUGAAGUUUGUCUGUGAGUUUAAGCCUGGUGAAGAGGACUACAAUGUGGAUAUGGAUUUUGGGUCUGUGUCAGUCGUCCUCCCUGCUCAAUGCAGUGUCCACCAGCUACGACUACGCAUCUGCAUGCAGGCACAGGAGCAGAAUUGCCAUCCAGACCCACUUGCAAUACUGGACCCAGAGAAAUACACUCUGCUAUAUGCCAGGGGAGAGGACUGGUAUGAGGCCUACGAUGACUGUCAAGUUAUCAGGACACUAGACAUUCCAUGGUCAUGUGAUGACACUGACCAGCUAUUGGCACACAUAGUGGUAAAACCGCUGGUGGCAGUUGAUUCAGAGGAGAAACAGAAACAACAGCAGUUUCUUUCUUACCUGAUUGGACAUGACCUGGACAAAGAAGCAUCAGACAGACUGGGUGAGCUAACAUUUACCCGCAGGAAACUGGCAUCUCCAAGAAGACAAGAGCUAAGGAAUCGGGAUUACGAGUUGUAUGCCACAGAGCCUUGGGUAACAUACGUUCCUUUCCCAAACGACUUACUAGACUGGCUAAAAAGAAAGCUCCCUGUCAACCUCCAUUACAUGAACCAAAUCAGCUUCAGCAUACACGUUGAUUUGGGCGCAACACCUAAUGUCCUUCUUAAGGUUUUUAGAAGGGUGAUGUCAGACCAGAGAUGUGGUUACGUCAUUUCUGAUAGUCUAGCGUUGAAAGUCUCAGGAAGGGAAGAGUUUUUAUCUGGAGACUACCCCCUCACUGAUUUCCAUUGGGUUCGACAGUGCUUGAAAACCAAUCAGGAUCUCCACCUGUCUGUGAUCCCUGUGUCACAGCUUGUCGAGGAGACUGUCAAGUUUGUUGACUGGCCACUUGUUGACAGUUUCAGCGGCCAAUUCAGCUCCCAUGAAGAUCUCUGCCUCCAAGGGAAGGAUGUGGAUGACAUCUACAUGAUAUCAUUAUGGGACUGUAACAGGAAACUCCGUGUCAAACUGCUUGGCUUUGACAUCCCAAAACUUCCAAGCAAAUGCCCUCAGUCUGUUUAUGUAGAAGCCUCUAUUCUUUAUGGUAACAAGGUUCUCUCUUCAGUGUCUUCCCUUUCUAAGGCCUUCGCAGACGAAGUACUGUGGAAUGAGUGGCUUGAUUUUGAUGUUCUCCUCAGGGAUCUGCCACGUGGAGCCAAGCUGGGUUUCACAAUUAUUGCCAGUGGUAAUGACAGCUCCCCUGUAACCAAAGACACAAAGCCACCAUUGACCUCAGGCAAUAAAGCACCAGACCAGCAGAAAGGGAAGGGGAAGGAACUCUACUUUGUCAAUCUUCUCCUCAUAGAUCACAGGUCUGUGCUCACUCAAGGGCCCUACACUCUGCACAUGUGGUCCUACCCGGAUGUGGAGGAAGAGGCUGUUACCUAUCAGGCAGACAAACUGUCCUCCGCUACCAAUCCAGACAUAGUUGAUUCUAUGGCUAUCAGCUUCCUUCUGGACCGCUACAGCUUCCCUGUGGUUCUCCCAAACAGCUUCAGCACCUCUGAACAUUCUGCCAGCCUGACCUCCAAACCUUCCCCGACCAAAUCUACUGCUUCUUUUUCUGCACCUUCCUCCUCCACACCUUCCUCACCCCCAUCCAACUUUCUCAGCCCAGAUCCUUCCUCCCUGCAUCUGAAACCAAACCAGGGCCAAUCAAAAGAUAAUAUAACCUUAAGAUCCCCAUCUCCAGUGUUCAACACAAGCAAGGCUUGCCUCAGAAGAUUCCGGGAAGAGAGCGUCCGCUACGCCUCCAACCUCCCACAAUUCUUGCGCAGUGUAGAUUGGAUGAACCGCGGAGUGGUUGAGGAUGUCCACUGGUUACUUGGAAAAUGGGAUCCAGGUGAACUGGACUUAACCGUGGCCCUGGAGCUGUUGAGCAUGGACUUUGCAGAUGAGACGGUCAGAAGAUUAGCAGUCCAGAGACUGGAGAGCCUGUCUAAUGAUGAUGUAUUGAAGUAUUUGCUGCAGCUGGUGCAGACUCUCAAAGUGGAACCUUACCACGACAGUUUCCUCACUCGAUACCUCAUCCGGAGAGCUCUGGGGAGCAAGAGAAUCGGCCACUUCUUCUUCUGGUAUGUCCGCAGUGAGGUGGAAGGUUGUCCAUAUUUCCGCCAACGCAUGGCUGUGAUUCUGGAGGCCUACCUGCUGGGCUGCGGUCAGGCCAUGCUCAACAGCUUCACCCAGCAGGUCCAGGCUGUGGAGGCUCUACAGGAGGUCGCUAUGAUCAUUAAGCAACACUAUCCAAACGACGUCCCUAGCACAGCUCCACUGAAGCUUCAAGAGCUUCUUCGAAACAGUAAUCUGCCAGAUGAAUUCUUGCUGCCCUUUGACCCCCGCAUCAAAGCCGGAAGGAUCCUGCUGGACAAAUGCAAAGUGAUGGCCUCGAAGAAGAAACCUCUGUGGCUGGAGUUCUCUCCCAUGCCGUCACCCAACUUGUCUACACCCAUCGGAAUCAUCUUCAAACAAGGGGACGACCUCAGACAGGACAUGCUGGUUCUUCAAACGCUGGUGUUGAUGGACUCUAUCUGGCAGGAGAAAUCUCUGGACCUUAACCUUGUUCCAUAUGGCUGCAUCUCCACAGGACACAACAUAGGUAUGAUUGAGAUUGUGAGGAACGCAGUGACCAUUGCCGCUGUCCAGAGGAGCCACGGAGGAACGAAUGCAGCCUUCAGAAAUGACGCUCUGUUUGAGUGGCUCAAGUCCAAAUGCCCACUUCAGGAAAUUCACUACAAUACUGUGGAGCGCUUUGUGAAGUCCUGCGCUGGUUACUGUGUUGCCACCUAUGUACUGGGUAUAGGAGACCGUCACAAUGACAACAUCAUGAUCACAGACAAAGGGAAUCUGUUACACAUCGACUUCGGUCACAUCCUGGGUAACAGGAAGCACUUCCUCGGUGUGAGCAGGGAGCGCGUUCCGUUCGUCCUCACGCCUGACUUCCUUUAUGUCAUGGGAAGGGUCAAAGGCCGCAAAAGCCUCUACUUUCAACGGUUCAUGGACACUUGCACCAAAGCGUACCUCUCCCUGCGCUCCCACUCUCGCCUGCUGGUCACACUCUUCUCCCUCAUGCUGCUGACAGGCAUCCCCGAGCUGAGCGCCGCAGAGGACAUGCGCUACCUGCGGGAUGCGCUCCAGGAGGAACAGGGCGAGGCCGAGGCCAGGGAGCACUUCCUCCAGCAAAUCGCUCUGUGUGAGCAGCUGGGCUGGACCGUGCAGGCUAACUGGUGGAUCCACAUGAUGGCAGGCAUCAAAUAGACUCAGAGCAGGAGGUGGGGAAAUGGAGAGAGUUC